UACCUCUCGUCGGGCGAGUUUUCUGAUCUAACCAUAUGCACCAUCAAUCAGGAAUUCAAAGUCCAUAGGCUGGUCCUCUGCGGACAAUCGGAGUACUUCUCCCGGAUGUUAAAACGAGACUGGGUGGAAACGACCGAAAAGCUUGUACGCUUCGACGACGAUGAUCCAGAGGCUAUCCGAGCGAUGAUUCAAUUCAUGUACGGAAUUGACUACAACAAGAGCGGUGGGGACGAUGGCCAUGCUUGUCCUCUUCUUUUUGCUGUCAAGAUGUACCAAAUUGCGGACAAGUACGCGGUGCCUCGGCUGCAACAGCAGGCCAAGAAGACUUUCGAAACCCUCGCCAAGACAUGUUGGGAAAUGGACUAUUUCUCCACUGUGAUUGCAGAGGCUUACAGAUGCACGACGAAAAGCGAUCGAAGUCUUCGAGAUCCCCUGGUGGAAAUAUCCCGGGAGCACAUUGACGAACUGCGGGAGAAGGACGAGUUCCAGAAGGUACUCGAGGAGGCUACUGGCUUCGCUGCUGAUCUUGUCCAUAACAUGGCCCAGUCAAAUGCAAAAGCCCCAAGUUAUACGAGCAGGAGGUACCGCUGCCCCAGUUGC
Messenger RNA from Aspergillus sclerotioniger CBS 115572, 600 nucleotides. RefSeq names its product BTB/POZ domain-containing protein. The transcript is spliced from 2 exons. Lineage: Eukaryota; Fungi; Ascomycota; Eurotiomycetes; Eurotiales; Aspergillaceae. The annotation marks the transcript as partial. The record is from RefSeq and is a predicted model, not a curated record. Gene Ontology annotation, molecular function: protein binding.